AAAAGAGCCCAAAAGCAUAGGAAACCAAAGCCAUUCAACUAUCUCAUCCCAGGUGAUUCGGAACUAUUUUUCGAGAUCGAAUAAUACUUGGAGAUAUUUGUAGAACCCUACCUGCUUUUCCUUACUGUAUUUCGCAGAAGAACCUAUCACUUUCACGACUAUCACGCACCUUUUUAUAGCGCCUUUCUAAUCUUGCCGAACCUCUCACUUUUUUGCCUUUUUGAGGAACCUCUCUCAUUUUCUGGAUCAAUAUUCGCACCGACUACGGGUCCCAAUCCGAAAAUAGAAGGAAAUACUUCCCAAUCCCAAAAUGAAAAUGUUGCCUUUCCGGUCAACCCUUCGCGCGCUUCUUCUUGGAGUCACUGCUCAAGUUGGAUCCGUUGCCGCAGCCCACGCUAUAUUGGGAAGCGUGGCUAGAGGCGUGCGCAAGGCGUGUGAGCGGUGCCUUCGUCCGCGGUGUGGACAUGAGGCUGCUGACGUAGGAGAAAAUGGAGGUACGCAGGCUAAAAAGAAGGCGUUGGACGACCUUGUUGAACGGUUUGAGCGUCAGGAGCAGCAGAAAAAUCAGCUGCAGGUGGAGAGGGAAACGCUGUGGGAAGAGCAACUCCGCAAAGUGCGACCCGGCGAAGAGCAGCGUGGACUUAUCGAAGGAGACCCGGUUGAAGAGAUCAUUAAGCCAGUGGAACAAUCAGAUUCGGAAGGCCCACCUGAAGAUGAGGUUGAUCAGGUUCCCGUACCCGCUCGCCGUCGAGUUUUUUACACGGGAAACAUAUAACAGUAAACGCUGCAGAGAUAGAGAUCGCUGCUGAGGAAAUAAGGGACUCCUUGUUUAUUAUGAUGCUUGGUGGCGAGAUCUCUCCGUUAGCGAGGCAAUGGAUGUAGACUAUCUAAGCAGACUCGAGAGGAUUCUUGCCUUGAUUUGGGCAGCGGAAGAGGGGUUAGAGGGAUCUCCAAACAUUGAGAUAGCACAAGGCUAACUUCAUUAUGAAUUUCGACGCCUUCUACUCCAUUGAUUCUUCGCACGGAUGCGAUUCGGCCACGUGCCGAUAGGUCUGCACGUGGGUGCGUGCGGGCUUGGGCUAGCGCUCGAGGCUGAUAGAGUUUCGCCGUGUGUAUAUUUUUUGAGCUUCGUGUUCCUCUUAAAACAUGAGCCUCGGUAUCGCGUGAGAGUCUUCGCGUGUCCAGAACGUCUGCAUCUUUGUUACAGGAAAUUUCCCUAUCGCGGCUAUUAAAAACAGAAACACUCUGGCGGACGAGACGACAACAAAUUCUCGCAUUUACGGCGUUG
Molecule: messenger RNA, 1288 nt
Organism: Amoebophrya sp. A25
Lineage: Eukaryota; Dinophyceae; Syndiniales; Amoebophryaceae
Source: the annotation of a GenBank genome assembly